CCCAGCUCUAUAGUCUAUUCUUUCUUUAAUCUUUCUAUAUAUAUAUAUAACAUGAUGAAGAUUAUAAUUUUCCAAAAGAAUUUAAAGUUAGAUUGAUUGAGAAUAUAUGGAAAAGAGCAAGUCAUUGCCUGGAUACUCCUCGUCUUACUCGGGUGAAUAUGGAUUCCGGGAACAAUCAUCAUCAAACUCGUACAACUUUAAUGGGCCAUGUCAACAGGGAAACGGGUUUGCUACCUCAACUGAUCCAGAGCUCAAGAGGAAGAAGAGGAUUGCGUCUUAUAAUGUUUUCACCAUGGAAGGCAAACUCAAAUCAAACGUAAGGAGCAGCUUCAAGUGGAUCAAGAACAAGUUCAGCGAUAUACGUUAUGGUGUGUGACAGUACUCAUUCACAUAAAUGUGUUAUUACUCACUUCUCUCUUCUAUCUCACUUUUCAUAUAUUUUGUGUCAUGUCAUGCUUCUUCUCUUGUUUUAUUCGUAAUUAGAGGGAGAUCGAAGUUCUGCAAAACCAAAGUGAAAGAGGUGGAAAAAAUAUUCUUCCCUCAUUGGAAAACAAAAUUUAGAGUGUCAUGAUGUUUGAUAUUAUGUGUGAGACAUCCUUUGCGUGUAAAAAAUGAAUCCCAUGCAUCCCACCAGUACGCCCAUUUGGGUUGUGAUUAAGUUCUUAA
Quercus robur (English oak) is the source of this 666-nucleotide messenger RNA. RefSeq lists its product as uncharacterized. Bases 107 to 376 code for a protein of 89 amino acids. The record is from RefSeq and is a predicted model, not a curated record. NCBI's taxonomy places the organism in Eukaryota, Viridiplantae, Streptophyta, Magnoliopsida, Fagales, Fagaceae. The transcript has a single exon.